GAAGAGCCUCCUCGCCUUCGCCGUCCUGAUGGGGAUCGCCUCGGGGCUCCGGACGGAGGAAGAGCCAAUAAGCAAAUCCAAAAUCUGUGCCAAUGUUUUCUGCGGAGCUGGUCGGGAGUGUGCUGUGACAGAGAAGAGUGAGCCAACCUGCCUGUGUAUUGAGAAAUGUAAGCCUCACAAGAGGCCUGUCUGCGGCAGCAAUGGCAAGACAUACUUGAACCAUUGUGAGCUGCAUCGGGAUGCUUGCCUCACUGGCUCUAAGAUCCAGGUGGAUUAUGAUGGCCACUGCAAAGAGAAGAAGCCUGAGAACUCAGCUGCAAGUCCAGUUGUCUGUUAUCAGUCGGAUCGAGAUGAGCUCCGGCGUCGGGUUAUCCAGUGGCUUGAAGCUGAGAUAAUUCCUGAUGGGUGGUUCUCUAAAGGAAGCAACUACACCGAAAUCUUAGACAAGUACUUCAAGAAUUUUGAUGAUGGGGAUUCUCGCCUGGACUCCAGUGAGUUGCUGAAGUUUGUGGAACAAAAUGAGACAGCUGUGAACAUCACCACCUAUGUUGAUCAAGAGACAAAUAAACUGCUCAGGGGACUCUGCGUAGAUGCCCUCAUUGAGCUCUCUGAUGAAAAUGCUGACUGGAAGCUUAGCUUCAAUGAAUUCUUGAAGUGCCUCAAUCCAGCCUUCAACCCACCAGAAAAAAAAUGUGCUCUGGAAGAUGAAACGUAUGAGGAUGGAGCAGAGACCCAGGUGGAAUGUAAUCGCUGCGUCUGUGCAUGUGGGAACUGGGUGUGUACGGCCAUGACCUGUGAGGGUAGCCACCAGAAGGUGCCUUUGCAGGGACAGCAGCAUGAAGAUAAGUUGACUGAAGAAGAACUGGCCAGAUACGUUCAGGAGCUGCAAAAGCAUCAGGAGACAUCUGAGAAGAUGAAGAAAGUGACCACCAAAGAGAUGUAAGAGGUGUUUACAGGCAAAGAUGUCCAAAAAAGGCAGGGUGCGUUGCCUGACUCACCCACCCGGUCUUCCUUCAGUGCCGAUUUCAGUAUGCAAAUGUGUUUAGGACUUAUUGCUCAGUCACAGAUAUUUACAUUGUCUAGCAAUGAGAGGGGGAUAAAGAAAUGAUCUGUUCUUUUUUUUUAAAUCUAAAAGAAACCACUCCCGUGUUACGAUUUCUGGCGUGAGGAUAAGCAUCUGUAUGCCUGGGGACUGGGGGGCUGGGGGACAGUAAACCCUUCCAACUCUGCAGCCCAUGGAACCCAAAGGAAGCGUCCCCGCUGUGUGUGUGUGACCAUGCUCGCUCUCAGUGGGAGUAUGUGCCGAGAUGAGAGUCUGGCCCGUCUGCAACUACUGCCAUAGGGAAAGGAUUUUAGGGAGGAAGUGCCUGUCAUUCAUAAUAUAUCCCCCAGCAUAUUGCUAUGCCUCACAACAUUCCAUGUUUACAUUUGGCUUUUUUUUUGUUUCAGUGCAGACACGGGACCUUUUGUGCCAUCCUUCCUUCCCCCCCCCCACCUCCAUAUCUUGCUUCAGCCAACUCCUCAAACCCCACAGGGUCUCUUGAUUCGCUUGGUGAAUGUUGUGCACCAUGAUGAGGGUCCUAGCAGAUACAGAUGGCCAAGCGGCCUCUCUUUGCCAGAAGCCAGAAUGUGACCCCAGGGCAUUGUGAAUCCCCAAAGCAACCCCAUUUUCUUUUCCCCCCUCUCUUUUCAAAGGUGCUACAAUAUAUUUUCGUAUCACAUUCUUUCCCUGAGUCUUUCUAAUUAAUGACUUUUAACUGAGCUUUUUGUAUCUUUGAUUUAUAGAUAUCAUUUAUAGUUACUGAAGAAUGCUGUACUUCUGGGUUCAUGCUUUGUAUUAUAGCUGCAUGUAUCAAAGAAGUCAAAUCAGUGCAGCACCAAGGAUAUCCGGAACAUUAGCGGCUGUUCUGGAUUCGAGAAUUCCAGUGCCCACGGUGGGGAAAGAGCCACAGCUUAUGCAUGAAUAGAGUGGAAGAGAGUUUUCAAAGAAGGCUCCCUGCUAUCUCUCGCAGGGCCAUUCCCUCGAGAGAGGGAUAUUUAACUUCCUUCCAGUAGGAGCGGAGAGUCAGUCCUGUUAACUAGACAGAAGGAAACAGUAAUGUUGUUCUGAAAAUGCAGCACCUUCUUGUCAUGUGGCUGACUGGUCAGAUUAAGAGCUUGCGUUUCCUCUCAGUCCUGUGGGCGGUUUUGAACCGUGCACCCCCUGUGUGUACCUCCCGGGUGCUUCCAGUUGUGGCACUGGUGCCAAAAUUUCCCCAAAGGACGCUUGCACAGCUGGGAUUUGCAAGCAGGGUGUUGAUCCAGAUCUUUUUCGCAGAGCUUGUCCCUCGCAGUGCAAGGAUAAAAGUGGCUCCCCAAAUAAGGGCAGGAAUCUGCAGAAGACCACUGAAUAUCUUGAUGUGAGAUCAAAGUCUGUCCCAUGCUGUUCAGGAAUUUUGGCAAUAAAAUCAGGGGACUCUGUCUCCUCUCACUGGUAUAAAUACA
Messenger RNA from Pogona vitticeps (central bearded dragon), 2484 nucleotides. NCBI's taxonomy places the organism in Eukaryota, Metazoa, Chordata, Lepidosauria, Squamata, Agamidae. The record is from RefSeq and is a predicted model, not a curated record.